This is a messenger RNA of Catharus ustulatus (Swainson's thrush), 2841 nucleotides long. RefSeq names its product spermatogenesis associated serine rich 2 like (gene SPATS2L). Gene Ontology annotation, cellular component: cytoplasm. Gene Ontology annotation, molecular function: protein binding. The coding region runs from base 158 to 1894 and encodes 578 amino acids. Lineage: Eukaryota; Metazoa; Chordata; Aves; Passeriformes; Turdidae. The transcript has 14 exons. The record is from RefSeq and is a predicted model, not a curated record.
GUCCGCGGGAGGGCGGCGGUGCCACGGCCGCCACCGGCCCCAGCCCCUCCUCGGCCUCCGCCGCGGCCGCACCAGGAGAUACAGUCUAUUGGAGAAGAUAGAUAGGAACGGAAACCGGAGUCAUUUGCAGUGAGACACUACUCUCCUCUGACUAGAGAUGGCAGAAAUCAAUUCUCCUGUAAAUAUCAAGGAAAAGAUCAAUGCAAUCCGGUCAAUUGUUCCAAACAAAAGCAAUAAUGAGAUAGUUCUGGUGUUGCAGCAAUUUGAUAACAACGUAGACAAGGCUGUUCAAGCUUUCAUGGAUGGCAGCGCAGCUCAGGUUCUAAAAGAAUGGAAUAUGACAGGGAAAAAGAAGAACAAUAGAAGAAAAAGAAGCAAAUCUAAACAGCAACAAGGCAAUAAAGAUCCUAAAAACAAGAAUAGUGGACCUGAGAAGGCAUCUCAAGAGCCUCAGCGAAUAAAUGACUGUCAUAUGAAUGGAUGCCCUAAGGACAGUUCUGGCCAUGGUUCUGCCAAUCAGAAACUGGAAACCUCUUCUCCUGAGAACAAAGGCUCCGGAUUUGUAGGGUCAGCACUGGACUGUCCAGAAGUCAAAGACACCAUGAAUCAUCAGUUGAAUAAAGUGAUGCAUAAAAAGCAUCUUCAGAAUGAAGAAUCGUCCAUUCAUCGAAACAGAGAACGAGAACGCCAGAGAGUAUCUGUGGAAUCAAACCCAAAGACUGUGAAUGGAGUAGAACAGCAUGAGCCCCUUCAGUCAUCAGUUCAACUCCAGUGUAACCUAGGCAGGCCAAAGUCAAAAUCUUCCUCAGUUAAAUCACCCAAUGCGUCAACCCAACUUGAAACAAAGACAGAUGAUUCAGUCAAAAAAAGAGGGCCAAACAUUGAAAAGUCAGUAAAAGACUUGCAACGUUGCACUGUUUCUCUAACCAGAUACCGUAUGAUGAUCAAAGAGGAAGUGGAUAAUUCAGUGAAGAAGAUCAAAGCUGCUUUUGCAGAAUUACACAGCUGCAUCGUAGACAAAGAAGUGUCAUUAAUGGCAGAAAUUGAUAAAGUUAAAGAAGAAGCCAUGGAAAUCCUGACUGCUCGGCAGAAGAAAGCAGAGGAGCUGAAGAGGCUGGCAGACCUAGCCAGUCAGAUGGCUGAAGCACAACUCUCUGAACUCAGGGCUGAAAUUAAGCACUUUGUGAGUGAACGGAAAUAUGAUGAAGAGCUGGGCAGGUCUGCCCGAUUUUCCUGUGAUACAGAGCAGCUGAAGACCCAGAUCCAGCUCUGUGGAGAAAUUUCUCACCCAAAGAACAACUAUUCCUCAAGAACACCGUGUAGUUUAGUGCUCUCUUCAAUGACCUCACAUGCAACAACUGGCAAGCAAAAUACGCACAACCGAAAGUCCUCUAGUAAUGCCAAGAACUCUGAUAAUAAAACAGCCAGCACUAAAGUACAAAGCUAUCCUUCCAAUCCUACAGAAUCUGCUUCUCAAGGAGUCCCCACAAAUAAACAGAAUGGGCCUUCUAGCCAGAGACGAAGAUUCAACCCUCAGCAACAAAACAUGCGGCUCAAUGGAUCUCAAAAGUCACAAGGUGCCAGUAAUGAGGCAGAUCAAAAUACAAAGAGUGGUUCCAGGUCUGAGCACAGAAGGCAGCAGCAUAACAGCUUUCGAUCUAAAAAUAAAGGAGCGAUGAAAAAUCAAGAGCAGUCUACAGCUGCAAGGACCACAGAGAAUCCAACGCAUUUGGAGAAAUCCCGACGGAAGCAUCACACACCAGACACCGCAGAGCACAGGCCUUUCCAAGACAACGUUGGCAGGGUGUCACAAUGCAAUUUGUGUCCUGCAAGGAUGGAGGUCUCUGCUGAUGCCACUGUUCUUUCAGUGCCAGCUGUGACUUUGGUUGCUUAAAAUGUCACAGUGAUGGCAGGCAGAGAAAUUCAAUCUCUUCAUUAUAGUUUGUUGCUCGAAAAGCUUGUUGGUGAAGAAAGUAAGUCAGAACAUAGUCUUUUAAAUCUUUUGCUGCUUAAAACUUGUCAGUAUCUUUAUUACUUACUAAUUAUCAAAAUUAAAUCAUACUUUCAAGGCUUUCCCCAGUAUGUUCACAUUUAUUUUGUCAUGACUGUACGGAAUCUUACCAAAGCAGCAUUUACUUCUUAGAGAAAUGAAAUCUAGAUUGGAAAGAUAAAUUGAUAAUUAAAUUCAUAAUAGCAAAAUCCUGUUGUAGAUAUGUGGUUUUACCAGUCAGCAUUAUUAUUUCAUAGAACACCCUGUGUUAGAAGGAUCCCAGGAAGUCUGUAUGCUGUGGUCUGCGAUGAAAUCAAAUAAUCUUGUAGAAUUUUUCAGCAAAUCUCUAUACACCUCUUUCUUUCUGUGCGUGUAUACAUGUACAUGCAUGCACACUGUAUACACAGAGAGUAUUGUUCUAUAUGAGAAGAGUUGAAAAAGCAAUUUGUUUGAUUUUAGCUUAUUAUUCCAUAAUCUGAGAUCUUUAAAUUCAAGUAUAAAUUGUAUUAAAUGUAUUACAUAUUGGUAUUUUUCAUGGACAAACUAUUUUUAUGAGGCUGAGGAAAUACGCUCAUUUAAGUUUGGAAUGUAUAUAGUAAUGGCUAUUCAGAUGCACAGCCCUGUUCUCCAUCCUUAUCAGCCACUUUUCUAUGACUAGUUGGAUUUAUUUUUUGCAUAUAAAAAGUUGCAGGUCUUCUAGACUUGAAUUCAAAUUAUUUUUCUAUAUUUUUGCUGUAGGAACCAUCUGUCCAUAACAAGAGCUAUGACUAAUAAAUUACUUAGUCUUUAUGUUCUGAGUCUGUACUUCAGAAAACCUGUUUCUUCCAAAUAAUUAAAAUCUUUCUAAAAUA